Melanotaenia boesemani (Boeseman's rainbowfish) is the source of this 1363-nucleotide messenger RNA. RefSeq names its product E3 SUMO-protein ligase ZBED1-like. Gene Ontology annotation, molecular function: protein dimerization activity. NCBI's taxonomy places the organism in Eukaryota, Metazoa, Chordata, Actinopteri, Atheriniformes, Melanotaeniidae. The transcript is spliced from 2 exons. The record is from RefSeq and is a predicted model, not a curated record. The coding region runs from base 259 to 1185 and encodes 308 amino acids.
UGCCAGUAACAUGAACUUAGCCAUGGAGAUAUGUGAAAAGUUCUGGGAUGCACCGGACACACGCUGCAGCUGGCAAUAAAGUCUGGUUUAGUCUUACCUGAUGUGGUGAAGGCCAUUGAUGCAGCACGGAGAGUUGUGAGCCACUUUCACCACUCUGCACUGGCCACCUGCGCCUUAAAGAGACGGCAGGAACAGCUUGGCAUAAGAGCCAACAAACUCCAGACUGACUGCCCGGUCCGGUGGAAUUCCACAGUCGUCAUGCUCCAGUGGCUGUUCGAACAAAGAAUUGCUGUGCAAUCUGUGCUUUCAGAUGAAACAGUCACAAAACCAGCUGUCCAGAAGUCACUCGCUAUGCGGGCGUCACAGUGGGAGCUGGUGGAACAGCUUAUUCCGGUACUGCAGCCCCUGGCCAAGGCUACUGAAAUAAUGUGUGGUGAGCUGCAUGUGGGGUUGUCUUUCAUAUAUCCAGUCAUUUUUAACAUGAUCAACACCACGCUGCGUGUUCAAGCAUCUGACCUUGCUGCAGUGCGCACCUUCAAGAUGACGGUUCGAGAGCAGUUAGAAAAACGAUUCAAGCUGGAGUCGGAUGACCUGAUGGAAUCCAUCCCUAUUGUGGCCUGUAUGCUUGAUGCCCGGUUCAAGCAUCUUCAGUUCAUCCCAGAGAGUAAAAGAGAGGCCGCCCAGAGCCACCUGAAUGCCCUGCUGGAGGAGGAGGCAGAGCCGCUUGCAGCAACAGGUGAGGGACCGGGUGUGCAAAGUGAAGACGUGGAUGAUGGUGAGGGAGAACCAGUAAAAUGGAAAAAAGCCAGGCUCGAGCAGGAUUUUGAACAACUUUUUGGCCCGCACUAUCAAAGUGGAAGGAGAGCGGGGAAUUAUUCCACCGCAGACGAAGAGGUCCGUAAUUAUUUGCAAACACCGCAAAUGCAGCCCACCAUGCAGAACCCGCUGCAGUGGUGGGCUCAGAACGUGGACAGAUUCCCCCGUUUGGCCAAGCUGUGCAAACGUUACCUGGCUGUCCCAGCAACAAGCACACCCAGCGAGAGGAUUUUUUCACUGGCCGGAAAUACCAUCACGCGACAGCGGGCAGGCCUUCACCCAGCUCACGUCAAUGCGCUUGUGUUCUUGCACGCAAACCAGGACCGAAAAACAAAACCUGUGAUUGAGCAGGACUGUGAUGAUGACUAGGCUUGCAGGCUCUUGCCUGUGUGUUGUUUUCCUCCCAAAUUGUUUUGUGCAUUACAGUAUUUUCUUUUGCACCCGUGGGAGAUGUAACCUAACAUAACAUGUAGGUAUGUAACGGAAAAAAAAUGAACAUUGUUAAGAGUUGCCGUUAAUACUUGAUCCUAAAUGCUGUUAUGUAUAA